Rhea pennata is the source of this 3760-nucleotide messenger RNA. RefSeq names its product insulin like growth factor 2 mRNA binding protein 2 (gene IGF2BP2). Gene Ontology annotation, molecular function: mRNA 3'-UTR binding. NCBI's taxonomy places the organism in Eukaryota, Metazoa, Chordata, Aves, Rheiformes, Rheidae. Gene Ontology annotation, biological process: regulation of gene expression; nervous system development. The transcript is spliced from 16 exons. The coding region runs from base 74 to 1888 and encodes 604 amino acids. Gene Ontology annotation, cellular component: cytoplasm; cytosol; nucleus. The record is from RefSeq and is a predicted model, not a curated record.
GCCGGGUGGGUGGCGCAGCGCCGUGCCCGUGUCUCUGCCGGCCGCCGGGGCAGGAGGAGCCGCGGGGCUCCCCAUGAAGCGGCGGAUGAUGAACAAGCUGUACAUCGGAAAUCUCAGCCCUGCCGCCACAGCCGACGACCUCAAGCAGCUUUUCGGGGACAGGAAGCUGCCUCUGGCCGGCCAGGUCCUGCUCAAGUCCGGCUACGCCUUCGUGGAUUACCCGGACCAGAACUGGGCCAUCCGGGCCAUCGAGACCCUCUCGGGUAAAGUGGAGCUGCAUGGCAAAGUCAUGGAGGUGGAUUACUCGGUGCCCAAAAAGCUGAGGAGCAGAAAGAUCCAAAUCCGGAAUAUUCCCCCCCACCUGCAGUGGGAGGUACUGGAUGGCCUAUUAGCUCAGUAUGGGACUGUGGACAAUGUAGAGCAAGUCAACACAGAUACAGAAACAGCAGUUGUCAACGUAACAUAUGCAACUAAAGAAGAAGCAAAAGUAGCAAUUGAGAAGCUCAGCGGCCACCAGUUUGAGAAUUAUUCCUUCAAGAUUUCCUACAUCCCGGAUGAAGAGGUGAGCUCCCCUCCGCCCCCUCAGCGAUCCCGCCGCGGGGGCCACUCUUCCAGGGAGCAGGGCUCCUCCCCGGGGGGCUCCUCACAGCCCAAACAGCUCGAUUUCCCACUGCGGAUGCUGGUGCCCACGCAGUUUGUUGGUGCGAUCAUAGGAAAGGAGGGCUUGACCAUAAAGAACCUUACUAAGCAAACCCAGUCCAAGGUUGACAUCCAUCGAAAAGAGAAUGCUGGUGCAGCUGAAAAGCCCAUCACCAUCCAUGCCACACCGGAAGGGUGUUCCGAAGCAUGUCGCAUGAUACUUGAUAUCAUGCAGAAGGAGGCUGACGAAACUAAAUCAGCAGAAGAGAUUCCCUUGAAAAUCCUAGCACACAACAGUCUGGUUGGGAGACUGAUUGGCAAGGAGGGCCGAAACCUCAAGAAGAUUGAGCAAGACACCGGAACGAAGAUCACAAUCUCUCCUUUGCAGGAUUUAACCAUUUAUAACCCUGAGCGGACCAUCACGGUGAAGGGCAGCACGGAAGCGUGUUCAAAUGCAGAAGUGGAGAUCAUGAAAAAGUUGCGAGAGGCCUAUGAGAACGAUGUUGUGGCCGUCAAUCAACAAGCCAAUCUGAUUCCAGGAUUGAACCUCAGUGCUUUGGGGAUCUUCUCGACAGGGCUGUCCAUGCUCCCAUCAGCCACGGGGGCCCGAGGUGCUGCUGCUGCCACCCCUUACCACCCAUUUGCAAGCUCCUCAGCAUACCUCUCAGGUCUAUAUGGAGCCUCCCCAGUUGGCGCAUUCCCACAUCAGCACCUCCUCCCGGAGCAGGAGGUUGUGAAUUUGUUCAUCCCAACACAAGCAGUGGGGGCCAUCAUUGGGAAGAAGGGUCAACACAUUAAACAGCUUGCGAGAUUUGCUGGGGCUUCCAUCAAGAUCGCGCCAGCAGAAGGCCCUGAGGCCAGCGAGCGGAUGGUUGUCAUCACAGGGCCGCCUGAGGCUCAGUUCAAGGCCCAAGGGCGGAUAUUUGGGAAACUGAAAGAAGAAAACUUUUUUAACCCGAAGGAAGAGGUGAAGCUUGAAGCCCACAUCAAGGUGCCUUCCUUUGCAGCUGGCCGUGUGAUAGGCAAAGGUGGCAAAACGGUGAAUGAACUGCAAAAUUUAACUAGUGCAGAAGUCAUUGUGCCACGAGACCAAACCCCAGAUGAGAACGAGGAGGUCAUCGUUAAAAUCAUUGGUCAUUUCUUUGCCAGUCAGACCGCACAGCGCAAGAUCAGGGAGAUCGUACAGCAGGUGAAGCAGCAGGAGCAGAAACAUGCUCAGGGAGCCCCGGCCUCGCAACACAGCAAGUGAGGCUCCCGCCGGGCCAGCCAGCAACACCCGAUGAAUGUAAGCCUGCCCACGCCUGACACAACAGCCGAUCAGGGGAGCAAACCAAAGACUGUCCUGAGGCACGAAAGUCUGCCCAUGGCUGGGGCCCUGCAGAGGACAGAUGGACGGACGGAUGGACGGCGGCCGGGGAAGGGAAAGGUUUCCCACCCGUUCACCCUGAAGGUGCCGCAGUGCUGGGCUGCUUGCCCCAGGGCGCUGCAGACUCUGUCAAUCCCCCAGCCGCCACCUUACUCUAUUUACUACCGACGCUAUCCCUUUAGUUGGACUAACAUAGGCAGAGAUUUUUUUUUUUUAAUCAACCCCUUGACACCUUUUUGGAACUGUUCUUUGUACCUGCGUGUAGGUAACUAGAGGAGGAGAUUUUACAGCAUGGGGACUGCAGUGCCCCAUGCAGCAUUCGCAGCGUUAAUAUAUUUUAGAAUUAAUAUAUCAAUAACAAAACUAACGCCGAUUUUUAAUUUUUUAAAGAUUAAUUUUUUUUCAAAUGGGGGGUGGUUGGGAUUUUGGGGAAGGGGAUGUUUGUUUUUAGAAAAAAAAACAGGCUUUUCUACACUUUUAAGGAAAGACGCUAGUCCAUUCAUUCUCUGAUGCACAGUACACCAGAGAUUUAGGAUUGCCAGCAGAAAAAAAACAAAUUGAGCAAGUGUUAAAAAGUGGCAAUUUCUUAAGGGCUUUGAAAAGAGCAACACCAACAGUGCACCAUGGGGAUUGCCUGUAAGCCAACAGAAGGGAUACCGUCUCUUUUAAGAGGAAUCUCUCUUUCUCUCACUUUUUUCCAUGCCCUUUCCUCUUAGCUUCACAGAGUCCAAACUGGGCUUUUGCAUCUGCUCCGUUGCCCCACUCUGUCUGUCUGUCUGUCUGUCUCUCUCCCUCACCACCGGACAAAGUCGUGCUCUCGCUACAACCCUGCGGAAAGUGAACGACAGAGCCGCCCAGCCACAUCUUUUCUGCUUUGGUUCUCAGCCAGCACUUUUUUUGUGAAAAAAAAAACAAACAAAAAAACCCCCAAAACAGCAAACACACACACAAACAAAUAAAAAGGUGUCCUUGCCCUCACCCAAACCAGGGAGGGCCCUGUCUUGCCCGGCCAAGGGGCUGCCCCUAGGCAUUUGCUGUUUGGGGAAGGAUCCCUUUUUAAACAUUGCGGGGAGAGAAGGGAGAAAGGGGAGGGAGUAACGGAUUUACAAGAGGUUGCUGGCCUAGGGCUUGAAAAACUAGCAGAAUUUUUUUUGAGAGAGAGAGAAAAAAAAGAAAAAAACAACCCCACACACGUACACACACAAAAACUACCUCAGGUUUUCGUACCUCAGCACCUUGCGCUUGUGUUUCCCUUUUAGAGAUUUUGUAUGCCUUGUAAAACUGAUAGUUGAAGCAUUUUUUUAUUUUUUUAAUAAAAACAAGUUGGAAAACUAUCUAGACCAAGUCAGCUGCGAGGCGGGAGAAGGAAACCAUCCCACGUGUCCAAGAGCUCUUCUGUAGUCUCCUUCUGCUAGCUGAGAGCCAGUGGCCAUUCCUUCGGAGGAAAGCUUGAGAAAUGUUUAAAAAAAGAAAAAAAAAACACAUACAAAAAAAAAAGUUUUUUAAAAAAAAAAGAAGAAAAAGAACAACAAAAGCAAUGAAAACCAACCGGCAGACCGGAGCAGACCACCUGAGCCCUGCUGUGGCACGCACUGACCGAGGUUUCUGUGCUGAAGGCCGAAUGCAUCCUGGGUUACGUGACCAUACCAACAUUGUAAGGACAGACUGCAACGCCAGUUUUUUCUCUACUGCAAACAGUGUUCUGUGAAAAACCACCACCACCACAAAAAAAAAAAAUAUAUAUAUCCAGCUAAC